GUGGCUACAAAAAGACGCUAUUCUCUUUAUUGCCACUCUGUUCUAGCCAGGACAUGGAUAUACUGAGGUUAUGAACAUUUCUCACGAGCCUUGGCUUGAGCAAUUCAUCCUGCUUCAUUGGAGAAGGCUCUUCAAUCCUCUAAGCAGCAGGACAAGAGAAGAUGUAUUUCGAGACUGGUGAAAGCAACAACGAACAACCCACGUGAGUUGCCUUUAAUUUAUAGGAUGUCACCUCUACUGACGCUCGCCGUAGGACUAUUUGUCUGUCUGCCUCUGCUGGAGUUUGGGGCAGGGGCGCGACUUUCUCUCAGUGGCACAGUGAAAACACCAUGGAAUAUGACAGACAGGAUAUCAAACGGUAGCCGACAAGAGGGGUCGACAUCUGAACAUUUAGAUGAGGCUUUUGAAGAGCAGGUCUUCUACUUGCAGCGUCUGUUCCAUCAGUAUGGAGACAAUGGGACCCUGACCUAUAAGGGCCUGCAGAAGUUACUGGGCAGCCUGGGACUAGGGCAGGUCAGUGUGUUGGAGAUCAGCCACCGAGGGUCGAGGCACAACCAUAACACUCUGACACAACCUCACCCUCCUCAUACACAAUCUCAUGACCAUGACGAUCAGGAAACAGACACCCCCAGUCCUAGUAGGCCUGUUCAACCACCCCCCUCUGCAAACGCAGCCAGAACCUCACAGCCUGGGAUAUCAGGGUCUGCUGGAUCUAGGUAUAAAGAGGGCACCACAUUAUCCUCUGAUAAUGUGAUUAAGGAAGAGGUCCUUCCGUGGUCAUCCCCUAUUGCACACUCUAUUCCUGUCCAAGGAAUGUUUAACUCCCUUGUGUCAAAUCACCCCACUCAGAGGCAUCUUCAUGGGAACUGUCUGAAUGUUACUCAGCUCUUGUGGAAUUUCGGUCUGGGAAAGGCACCCCACAUCACUCCUGCCCACUUCACCCUCCUGUGCCCAGCUCUGCUGUACCAGAUUGAAAGUGGUGUUUGUCUACGCCACCCAGAGACUGAUGGGGCGGAGUCAGAAAGGAGUGUCACUUUCCUCAAAGCUUUGGGAUGGAGCUCCUUAGCUCUGGCUAUGAUCAGCCUGCCGUCUCUGCUGUCUUUGAGCCUGGUUCCCCUUCUGCCCCCUGCCKGCCUACGCUCCUUCCUUUGUCCAAUGACAGCCUUGGCUGUGGGGACGCUGUGUGGAGAUGCCCUGCUGCAUCUCCUGCCUCACGCUAAGACUGGGCCACUCUCAAGCCACUCUGAAGAACAGGACUCCAUACUGAAGGGCCUUUGUGUGCUGGGAGGGUGCUACCUCCUCUUCAUCUUCGAGAGCCUUCUAGGACUGAGGACCCAUUAUAAGAAAGUUAAGAGGAAGCGGAAGCAGCAGAACACCACUCUAAAUCCUGACCCAGAGAGGGAGCUUACUGCUCUGCAGAGCCCCACCGUUCUUGAGCAGACACAUUCCACUGAGCAGCAUAGUCAUGGUCAUUCACACAGCCCGCCUGGCCAGGAGCAGGUUGGGAUGGGAAGCUUGGUGUGGAUGGUGGUUAUGGGAGAUGGGGUACACAACCUUACUGACGGACUGGCCAUUGGUGCUGCAUUCUCUCAGAGUCUGGCUGGAGGUCUCAGCACCACCAUAGCUGUGUUCUGCCAUGAGCUUCCUCACGAGCUAGGUGACCUGGCAGUGCUGAUGGGAGCAGGGUGGCCUGUUCGUAGACUGGUUAUUUUCAGUGCUGUAUCAGCCCUACUGGGUUUUGUGGGCUUGCUAACUGGCUCUGUCCUGGGCCACCAGUCAGCCCACAUCUCCCCCUGGAUCCUCACCCUCACCGCUGGGGUCUUCCUCUAUGUGGCCCUCGCUGACAUGUUGCCUGAGAUGCUUCAUGGUGAUCCUGGCCCGAUGGGACCCUGGACUCGCUUCCUACUACAGAACCUAGGCUUGUUGGCAGGGGGUGCAAUCAUGCUGUGUAUCGCUCUGUUCGAGGACCAUAUCGCCUUCUACCUGGGUGACGUCUGAUUCAAUGAAGGAUAUGAGUGGAUCAGAUUCUAAACCACCGGAUUGGUUACUCUUUCAACUGAAGUGCAAUUGGCCAAUACCAAAUUACUUCUUAUCAGAGUAGACUUUGGUCCAGGAGGUAAUUUGCAUUACUACUAAAGGCCUGAAAAACAUGAUUUAAGAUGACAUCAAGUACCAGCUUCGCUUUAGAGUACUCUGGAUGCAUUUACACCGGCAGCCCAAUUCUGAUCUUUUGCCCAAUUUUAAGUGGGGAAAAAAUCUGAAUUGGGCUGUCCAUGUAAACACAUCCUCUAAGACACAAGAUUUUAUAUUUAGCAGACGCUCUUAUCUAGAGUGACUUACAGUAUUGAGUGGAUACAUUUCUUGUCCCAGGUGAGAAUCGAACCCACAACCCUGGCGUUGCAAGCGCCAUGCUCUACCAACUGAGCCACACAGGACUACACAGUUCGAUGGUUAGUGUGAACAACACGUGGAAGUCAGCCUUGCAGGACCAGAUGACCAAGAGCAUGACCCUACACUGAUUUAUUUUGCUUGCUUAAAUGUUAUGAAUCCUAGGAUUUUUUUUCUUCCUAAAUGUACUGUGCAACUUGUUUUCUACCGUUUCUAUAUGAACAUUGAUUAAUUUCAAUGUGAGUCUUAAUCCUAUUUCAGAAUGAUUUUCAGUGGUUGAACCACACAGGCAGGAAUCGAAGAAUGUGAAGUUUCAAUAUCCAAUUAAAUAUUUUUUAAAUCUUGGAUACUAUAUAACCAUGUCAGCAAUUCAAUAAAGGUGGCCCUUUUCUAUUUGGCCAUGAAUCCA
Molecule: messenger RNA, 2797 nt
Organism: Salvelinus sp. IW2-2015
Lineage: Eukaryota; Metazoa; Chordata; Actinopteri; Salmoniformes; Salmonidae
Product: zinc transporter ZIP5
Biological process (GO): intracellular monoatomic cation homeostasis; zinc ion import across plasma membrane
Cellular component (GO): plasma membrane
Molecular function (GO): monoatomic cation:bicarbonate symporter activity; zinc ion transmembrane transporter activity
Source: RefSeq, a predicted model, not a curated record